AUGGAGCAGCUCACUAAAAUCUCCACCGCCUUCGCCGUCCUUCUCCUCCUCGCCGUCACCACCGUCCACGCCCACAACAUCACCCGUAUCCUCGCCAAGCACCCCGACCUCUCCACCUUCAAUCACUACCUCACUGCCACCCACCUCGCCGCCGAGAUCAAUCGCCGCCGCACCAUCACCGUCUGCGCCGUCGACAACGCCGCCAUGUCCGACCUCCUCGGCCACCACUACCCCCUCCCCACCAUCAAGAACAUCCUCUCCCUCCACAUCUUCGCCGACUACUUCGGCUCUAAGAAGCUCCACCAGAUCUCAAAGGGCUCCACCACCACCUCCUCCCUCUUCCAGGCCACCGGCGAGGCCGCCGGAACCUCCGGGUACGUCAACAUCACCGACAUCAAAGGCGGGAAGGUCGGCUUCUCCCCCGUCGACGACUCAUCCAUCGACGGCGGCGCUGCCCCCCCGAUGGCGACCUUCGUCAAAUCCGUCGAGGAGCUUCCGUACAACAUCUCCGUCAUCCAAAUCAGCCACGUCCUCACCUCGCCGGAGGCGGAGGCUCCGGUCUCCUCGCCGUCAGAUCUGAACCUGACAUCUCUAAUGGCGAGGCAGGGGUGCAAGGCGUUCUCAGAUCUGAUAACUGCGGAGGGCGCCGGGGGGACCUUCUCACAGAGCGUCGCCGCAGGGCUCACCGUCUUUUGCCCCUCCGACGAGGCCCUCCGGUCGUUCGGGCCGCGGUACAGGAACCUCAGCGGCGACGGGAAGACGUCUCUCCUGCUGUACCACGGCGUGCCGGUGUACAACUCGCUGGGGAUGCUAAGGUCGAGCAACGGCGUGAUGAACACGCUGGCGACGGAGGGGAAGAACAAGUACGACUUCACGGUGCAGAACGACGGGGAGGACGUGAAGCUGGAGACGAAGGUGGUGACGGCGACAAUCAAGGGGACGCUCAUCGACGAGGAGCCGCUGGCGGUGUUCAAGGUCGACAGGGUUUUGCUGCCGAGGGAGCUUUUCAAGGCGGACCCGGCGGCGGCGCCGAGGGCGGCAAGGUCCAGGGCGUCAUCCAACGAUGACGAAGAUGCGGACAGCCCUGGGCCUGCCGGAGACGAUGAGGCGGCGGCGGAUGAGGAAGGUUCGAGCAACGAUGGAGGUAGAGGUGUUGGAGGCGGUUUGGGGGCGGCGUGGUUCAGUUUGGUGGCAAUUUUCGCGUGGUAUUUUUGA
Molecule: messenger RNA, 1215 nt
Organism: Striga hermonthica
Lineage: Eukaryota; Viridiplantae; Streptophyta; Magnoliopsida; Lamiales; Orobanchaceae
Source: the annotation of a GenBank genome assembly